Rhizophagus irregularis DAOM 181602=DAOM 197198 is the source of this 1581-nucleotide messenger RNA. Lineage: Eukaryota; Fungi; Glomeromycota; Glomeromycetes; Glomerales; Glomeraceae. The record is from RefSeq and is a predicted model, not a curated record.
AUGACCCAAUCCGAGCUUUCAGAGUUCCUCGACGCGCCCGCCCUUUUUCACCCAAAGGCUGAAAAAGAUAAAACAGAAGGGGUCCCAGAGGGACCAGGCCAGGUAAUCCGCUAUUCCGGUGAAAAAUACUUGUCGGGCAUCCCAACUCGAGAUAAUAUAGUUGCGGAAAAUGAUGAGGGAUUAACCGCAAUCCUUGAAGACGCUCUAUUCAAUUGCCAAGAAAUACCAUUCAUGGCCACUGAUAAUGAAGGAUCCAGCCAAAAAAUAAAUGGAAAGUAUUGCUAUGUAUUACGGCUCUACGGUUCUCUCAUUAAUGGCCAAAAAGCGAUAGUAAUCCUUUUGGGAAUUCAGGUUUUCUUUGACGUUCUUGUUCCAGACGGAGAGACUCCAGAUGAAUGUGAAAUGAAAAUAAGGGAUAUUCUCUCUGGGGAGGUGGAUACUCAAAAAAUUGAGCAUAUUAAAGCUUUCCCUUUUCGGGGUUAUCAUACAGAAAAAAAGACAUAUUUACGAAUCUAUAUGAGUGGUACCGGUAAAAGAAAAACAGCCAUUAUGGCUGUUCAAGAUAAUAAUUACGAAACUGCUUCAGACGAUUUAUACUCAUUCCACCGUAAGGUGGCUCGAGAGAAUGGAAUUCAACUUUCUGGGUGGUCUAUGCUGGGCAAUUACAUGUACAAGAAAAGGAUUGACCCUCUCUGCCCCCACACAUUUUACUUAUCUAAAAAAUAUUUUCAACCCAUUAAAGACCUUACUACGAUAACUGAUCGUUUCCCUAUUUCAGCACUCAAAAGGGAUCGUACUGUUAUCCUCACAUGGGAUAUAGAAACGCAAUCACAAGAGUUGGGUGAAUUUGCCGAAGUCCUUAAUCUGAAACAAAAUGUCUUUAUGAUUUACAUGACACUGCAUUGGAAAGAUGAUCCAAAACCGCUAAAGCAAAUAUGUCUUGUCGACAUUGAGACAGAACCAGAUCCACGCUGGACCACAAUCGUAUGUGGAAACCAAGAAAAUCUGCUAAAGGCAUUCGCUCUCUGCUGGCGAGCAUUUGCCCCUGACAUCCAAGUUGGGUUUAACGAUUCAGACUAUGAUUGGCGUUUCAUUAUGGAAAGAGCCUAUCAUCUCAACAUUCUCGAAUGGAUAUGGGAGCGGAUGACAGGAAAGUUUGAAACAAAGGAAGAAAUUAUAAAGUGGAAAUAUCGUGGAAAGAUAGGAGCGAAAUCCGAAAAUACUUUUAAGAAGAAAGAAAAGAAAAAGAAUAGUGAGGACAGAGAUAGUGAAAAUACUCUUCACAUUCUUGAGAAUGGAGAGGAGGAUACGGAAGUCAAAGAAUUUCUGGGCGGUCCGAUUAAGAUCAAAAUUUCUGCGGAAGAUAAUUUCUUUUCCAGCUUCCUUAAACUGCCAGGAUGUGUACCAAUUGACGUUAGAGUUUGCCUCAAAAAGCGUUACCCCCGUUCUGAAGUCGAAAAGGAAGGCUCACUUAAAUUCUUCUUACAAAAAUGCGGUCUUGACGCUAAAGUUGACAUGCCAUACAAUAAAAUAUGCACUGUGUUGCCAGGAGCUUUUGGUAAAGCUAAGUCAAAUAAAUGA